AUGACAACAACAACCGCCCUUGAAACUUUGGCUCAAGGAGAUUCCAGCAGCAAUCUCUCGGCUCCACUUUACAUCACCAUUGGCCCUCCCAACAGUGGUAAAACCACUUGGCUGCGACGGCAACGGUCUGGUUCGGACUUGGUGGAUGUGGCAUUGGACGAUCAACCGAAUGUGUACAUGGCAAUUCCCUUGGAGCUCUUUGUCGCUUCCCAAUCAUCAUUGCAGAAUGGGACGGACUUGACACCGGAACAUCAACAGCUUUUGCAGCAAUCGUUCUUCCAGAAGACAGUACAAGAACGUCUCUUGGCACCGGAACAGCAAGAGCUUCGAUGGGUCCUGCAACGGCUCUCGGGAGCCGCGGAAUUGGAAGAGUCGAUGCGCUCAAAAUUGAUCAACAAAGAGGAGAAUGAAACCAACGCUAGAAACAUGUCCAAUGCCGAUGACAAUGCCUCGGAACAAGUCCUCCAAUCGCUGUUGCGGAGCACCGAAAACCUGUUGCGCGACGAUACUGCCAUUUCCAAGGUCCCCAUAUUGGUAGAUCUAUUCAUGGUGGAGGCGCUGUUUCAGAAAGACCCUAGCCGAAACAUUACUCAAACCGGCAUCGAACGCGCCACCAAAACACUCCGACAAACGCCCAAGGAUGUUCCCGUUGCAUGGGGAAACACAAAUACUAAACCUCGUGACUACUCGUCGGCUUUGGAAAUUGCACAACAGCAAGGCCGACCAGUCAAUUUUUGUGUCUUUGAGACUGCCAACAACCUCAGCAGCAUCACGCCAUCAGCAGCAGCGACCGAGUCUUUGUUUGACCUACCCAGUCUGGAGUUUCAGGAACUGAUGGAUCGGAACAUCCGUCGUCUGGUGGAAACUGGUCGAUACGUGCCAUCCCAAGUGAUUUGGGACAUGUGUGGUCGCGUCACAGAGUUCCUCGACGGUGCUCUCCGGCAAUUGUCAGAGCACGGCCUUGAGAACGGACCCACCAAGUUUGAUUUUCACCGACAGUUGGCUCGGCUAGCCCACUUUGAUCUGCAGGACAAUCGCACCGUGACGAAACGCGAGCAACCAAAGCGAGAGUUUGGUGGACGGGGUCGAUGGCAGCAGCAGCGAGGACGAUACCAGAACAGUCGCAGCAAUAACCGGACCCAACCUUACACCCACGGUCCCCGCUUCCAGCAACAGAACGGUGGCCGAGGGCGCGUUCGAGGUUGGGAAGAGAGCCGAAGCGGUGGAAGAGGACCCCCCACCCGCGGGAAUCACAACCAACCCUAUAAUCAGAAUGGACGAUGGACCAGUGAUGGUCGCGGGCGGUCCUCUGGUGGUCCUGAUCGGCAAGGCUAUGGACCGUUGGGUGGUGGGCGUGGACGGAUUCACCCGAGCUAUGGGAGCCAGAGCUACACUGGCCCCUCACAAGACGGAGCAUGGAGCGGCCAAAAGCGACAGAAGAGUGAACACAGCCACAAUGGCACCAACAACCAACCGUCCUCCCAAGGCCAAGGGUCGGAACUCUAG
Molecule: messenger RNA, 1506 nt
Organism: Seminavis robusta
Lineage: Eukaryota; Bacillariophyta; Bacillariophyceae; Naviculales; Naviculaceae
Source: the annotation of a GenBank genome assembly